This is a messenger RNA of Fusarium graminearum PH-1, 1167 nucleotides long. RefSeq lists its product as uncharacterized. The record is from RefSeq and is a predicted model, not a curated record. The transcript is spliced from 5 exons. NCBI's taxonomy places the organism in Eukaryota, Fungi, Ascomycota, Sordariomycetes, Hypocreales, Nectriaceae. The coding region runs from base 1 to 1167 and encodes 388 amino acids.
AUGAAUCCAGUAUCUCAACAGCUCAUUGAAAUAUGGAUUCUUUACACAAUUGGCAUCCUAAUUAUAGCCGCACGCGUUUUUUGUCGAACAAAGCUCGUGGGCUAUAAGAAUUAUGAUUGGGACGACUACCUGGUUGUCCUUGUCGGAUUCUUUUGGACUGCUGCAGUCAUAUUCGGGCGAAUUUUCAUUCACGACGCCAGCGGACGACACACUUCUGACCUAGACUUCGAACAACGAAAGAACAUGGAUACAAAGGAGUAUGAGAAAUGGGCCUAUGGCUCUCAAAUGUUCUUUGUCAGUUUGAUACUCAACGUCGUUAUCCUUUGGACACUCAAGCUCAACAUGCUUUGCCUCUACAAGCGUGUUGUUCGAGGAUUAUGUACGGAACGUUUUGUCAAGCCUUUGAUGGCGCAGGUGUUGGUGUCCUUUACCGUCAUCAUAUUGACUCUGGCUCUGACAUGUCGACCUUUCAACCAAUUAUGGCAAGUUUGGCCAGAUCCCGGGCCAAAAUGCGUUCCGCAAAACUUGACCUUUUUCGUUCUGAUCCUAUCUUUCAACCUCAGUACAGAUGUCUGUAUCAUGUUGAUCCCGAUCCCAGUUGUUCUCGGCAUUCAAGUCAAUCCUUUAAAGAGGUUCUGCCUCUGUUUGUUAUUUAGUUUGGGAUUCCUUUGCAUGUCUGCAGCAAUUCUACGAUUUAUUGUGAUACUCAAAUUGAACCAACAUGGUGGAUCAGUUAUGUGGUCUCUACGCGAGGACUGCAUAGGCAUAUUCGUCGGUCAAGCGCCUAUGCUCAGGCCACUAUUCAAACGUCGCUUUUGGAUCUCUACGAACCCAGUAUCCUCCAGCUCAGUCACCUGGGGAAAGAACGGUCACUUGCAGCAUGUCCAGAACCAACUUGAAAGUCAUGAGGUAUAUUGGUUGGGGCGUAAGCCCAAUUCCAAGAUGCGUGGCCCACAUUCGAUCACUAGCAUCCGAUCCAUGACAGGGAGCCAAGAGCAUAUUGUGCAAGGGGAUCAGGGACCAAUUGCAACACCAGAACCAAGGUAUGAUCGUUCGAGCGGUAUUGUAGUUGAGAGAAGAGUCGAUAUUGAGGUCGCUGGAGCCGGAGGGACAUAUACAGUCUUUGCACAGAAAUCAGCGGUAGUGAUAGGACAAAGACAGAUGUAG